CCUCAAGUACCUAACGGUUAGGUAGGUGUAGGUCUCCUCUGUUCUUUCCGUACCUAUUGACGACCUCCACGCAGGUGCUGGUGUGGAUUGGCAUGUAAGUCGCGUUAGGCGCCGAGAAAAUGUAUCCGAUUACAACCGAUUUUGUCAAUGUAGAAUUCGUCUUGCAACGCCCUGCGCGCAACUCUGCUAUUUUAACACCAUGAGCCCACCAGAGAAACGGCGGGGCAAUUCCCAUUCAAUCCGCCCUUCAGCCUCGUCACGAAACAGCAUAAUCUCCCCUCCUCCUCGUGCACAGCUCACCCGCGCAGCUUCUACCUCAUCUUCGCCCGGUCCGGAUAACGAAAGUACCCAUGAUGUCACGAGUUCGGGAAGCAAAGAUAAUAGUGCGUCGUUGGCCUCUAAGGAAAAGGAGAGCAUCAUCCUUAAGGAGAAAGACGAUAAGAUUGCCGAAUUGAACCGGGAACUUACUGUUAUGGAAGCUGAGUUCACGCGCGAAUUGGAUAUACUAUCUCAAAAAGAAGGCGAGACGGCUAGUUUCUGGCAAGCGAAGUAUUCGGACUUAAACCGGCAGCUCACACGAGUCGAAUCCGAGCUCCGAUUGCUGCGUGCCGAGGUCGAUGUAAAAGAGGCAGAGCGAGCUGAGUUACGCGAAGGAUGGGAUCUUUUGCGAAGGGAAAUAAAGGAGCGUGACGACGAGAUACGAGCUUUAAAGGGCCAUAUUGCUGGACUCAAACAGUGGGUCAGCACCAAUACGGCGAGAGGCCAUCAGACGACCGACGAAGAGUUCGGGGACUCUAUGACGAAACUUGGGAACGGCUUGCAAAAUUGGGUUAUCGUGCAUUUCAGACGAGCAAAACUUGAUUUUACGCAUGCCGAUGAUGCUGUAAUCCACGAUCUUGCAGAACUUGUUCCUAUGUAUGAGCAACUUGCAGCAUCGGCGAAGGUACAUCUUCUUCAAAACGUGGUAUCCAGCAUCUUGGUGGAGACCGUCUUCGAAGCCUAUUUUGUUGGUCUUCCCGAAGAUCAAACUCGCCAAUUAACCCAGAUAGAGAAGUAUCUUGGGUCGAUUAGCUCAAUCGAAGCUGUGAACCAAUGGCGUGCGACAACACUCACCAUACUCCGAAAGGAGACCACCCCGCGGAUGCAGGAAGAAACGACGCUAGUGAUCGAAUCCGUUAUUUCAAGGGUCAAUCACAUUUUAGAUGCAAUUACAGAUGCCAGCGCAACGGAAGUUCGGGAUACUGCGCUUCGCGCGCUGGUGCACAGCUCGGUGGAACUAGCACGCUUAUUGGUAGUGCAAAAAGCUACAUUCAAAGUUUACAUGCCCAAGAUCUUCCCUCACCAAAGGAUCUUAUUUGAGACAUCUACUAUGGAGGACAUCGGGGCUGAAGACGAAGAGGAUUUAGCUGGACGCGAAAUAUGCUGUGUGACCUUCCCCGGAAUCACCAAGACGGGGGAUGAGAACGGCGACCACCCGCAUUUCAAGAAUGUCGUGGCAAAAGCUAGGGUCCUUUGCGAUCCCGAAUGAAGCGAGCUACCUCACACACACUAUGACCUGAAACCGAGAAA
Molecule: messenger RNA, 1569 nt
Organism: Daldinia loculata
Lineage: Eukaryota; Fungi; Ascomycota; Sordariomycetes; Xylariales; Hypoxylaceae
Exons: 3
Coding region: 200-1528 (442 amino acids)
Source: RefSeq, a predicted model, not a curated record